Molecule: messenger RNA, 2137 nt
Organism: Equus quagga
Lineage: Eukaryota; Metazoa; Chordata; Mammalia; Perissodactyla; Equidae
Gene: TMA16
Product: translation machinery associated 16 homolog
Exons: 8
Coding region: 386-1027 (213 amino acids)
Cellular component (GO): nucleus
Source: RefSeq, a predicted model, not a curated record
CCAGCUUCCCCGGCCCCACGUGUGUUCGGGCCGGAGUGGUGUGGUGAGCUGCUGUGGCUGCUUUUGGUGAGGUUGCCGGGGUCUGGAGUGCGGCGGUCCCCAGGGGCCACGAGGACGUCACCAUGGACACAAGGAGAGGUCCGGCUGUCUGCAGUCUGGAAGAGGACCCUCACCAGAACCCACCCACUCUGCUCUCGGACUUCUAGCCUCCAGAACUAUCCUCACAACAAUCCUGUGAGAUUGGCAGCACAGAUAUUAGGGUCCUCCGAAGCAUCCAGCAUCCAGAGGCUGAGAUGCCAAUGGCUGUAUCCAGUGGGGAGGAAAACUGGGGCUCAGAGUGGUUAGUAACUUGCUGUUGAUCCCAGAGCUGCUAAAUGUUCAAGAAAUGUUCAAGCCUAAAGCACCAAAGGGAAAAAGUGUGGGACGGGAAAAAAAAGUCAUCCAUCCAUACAGUAGAAAAGCAGCUCAAAUUACAAGAGAGGCUCACAAACAAGAGAAAAAGGAAAAGCUGAAGAAUGAAAAGGCGUUACGUCUCAACCUUGUCGGUGAAAAACUGCAGUGGUUUCAAAAUCAUCUUGAUCCCAAAAAAGUGGGAUAUUCAAAGAAAGAUGCUUGUGAAUUAAUCGAAAGGUAUUUAAAUCGAUUCAGCAGUGAGCUGGAGCAGAUAGAAUUACAUAACAGCAUCAAAGACAGGCAGGGGAGGCGGCACUGUUCCCGGGAGACAGUCAUCAAGCAGACGAUGGAGCGGGAGCGACAGCAGUAUGAGGGAUAUGGCCUCGGCAUCUCAAACUUGACAUGUCCCAAAGCAAAGUCCAGCUUGCCUCCUAAAACUUGCUCCUCCUGCAAGAUCUGUAUUUCAGUCAGUGGCAUCACCACUUGCCCAGUUGCUCAGGUCAGAAACCCUGCAGUUGCUUUCGCAUUCCACAUCCAACUCAUCAGCAAAAUAUGUUUAGGAUCUGAUGACUUUGACUGCUACUACCACCGUCUCCUUAAUUCAAGCCACCGUCAUCUCACCUUACCAUUGUAACAGCCUCCAGUUGGUCUCCAUACUUCUGCUCUUUCCUCCUAAGGUCUAUUCCACAUGUAGCUGCCACAUUAAUUAACAGUAAUUAACAGAGCACAUCCAAGGUAAAACAUUUAUUGGUGAUAGAGCCAGUACUAAAACUCAAAUCUGGUGUUCUGCCAACUCUGCCACAGUGCUCCUUCCACAGUCAGGGAAUGUGGUGAAAGAAGGUUUGUGAUCUCUAACAAGUUCAGAAGUGUGUAGAAAUGUAGGCACAUUGUUUGUCACCAAAAUUCUAUUUAGAUAAGGUUCAGAAAAGACUAGAUAUUAACACCUCCCCCUCCUUGCCGCAUGGUGGUAUAACUAUUUCUGACCCAUUUGAUUAGGAUUUCUUUAAAAAAAAAAACUUGUGCUUAAUUUACACCCUUUAAUCACCUGGCCAGUCAUUCUCUUAUGUUCUGAAACUGUUGUAAAACAAUGAUGUCAAACAUUUUUAUUUUCUCUUUUUUAUUAAUUGAUACUGGGUUUUAAUUAAUAUUUUACUGCAUUGCCAGAAUUUUUGCCACAGUGUUCCCAUUUUUGUUACACAUGCCUCUGUGUUCCUGCAAUAAGUAUGACUAUGCAUAUUGAAUUUUGAUAAACUUUCUGAUCAUGGUAAGGAACUGUCGUAUACCUAGUUUUUAUUAAAAAUGGGCCUAAAGUUUUUUAACUUUUUUAAGCAUCUAUUGAUUAUAGUUUGUCUUUACAUUUUUUUCACAUUUUGAAUAGUGUGAUUUUUUAAUAUUAAAUAAUGUUUGCGUUCCUCAGAUGAACUCUCCUUUGCCAAAGUGAAGUAUAUUCUUGAAAAAAGUGUACUUUUCACCAAGAAAAUAUGUAAAACAACCUAGCAUGUUGUUUUAAGGGAAUUGAUAGUUAGAAUUUGCCAGGUAUCUUUUAUGGUUUAAAAGGACAGGGUUUAUUUUGUUAAUAGGUUUGUUUUAUUUUACAGAUUCUGUGCUAGAAUUUAUUUUUUAAUAGCGUUCUUAAAUCACCUUCUUUUGAACUGAAAAAUGAAGAGCAAGCUAAGUCGAAAGUUAGCAGAAUAUGUAUCUAUUUUUUUUUUUGAGGAAGAUUAGCCCUGAGCUAACGUCUGCU